This is a messenger RNA of Calidris pugnax (ruff), 2539 nucleotides long. RefSeq names its product adenomatosis polyposis coli down-regulated 1-like (gene APCDD1L). Gene Ontology annotation, cellular component: plasma membrane. NCBI's taxonomy places the organism in Eukaryota, Metazoa, Chordata, Aves, Charadriiformes, Scolopacidae. Gene Ontology annotation, biological process: negative regulation of Wnt signaling pathway. The coding region runs from base 283 to 1773 and encodes 496 amino acids. The record is from RefSeq and is a predicted model, not a curated record. Gene Ontology annotation, molecular function: Wnt-protein binding. The transcript has 4 exons.
UCAGCAGUCGGGGGGAAGCUCUCCACGGCGAGGGCGGGCUGGGUUCUGGUGGGGUUUUAAAAAAAGACAUAUUUUACUUCUCCCCCCCGACACGUUCGGCAGACGCGGGGCUGAGCAGAGACACCGCUCCGGACACCCCCCGCGGGCCGAGGCCGGGUCCCGCCGCCGCGGGCACCGGAGCGCCGGAGGCGGCCCAUGGCCGCGCCGCCCCGCUGAGCCCGCGGGCACCGGCGGCCGUCCGCCCCUCCUGCCGCCGCCGGGCGAGGAAACACAGCGGCCACCAUGCUCCGGUGCUGGUGCCUCGCCGGGCUGCUCCUAGCCUGCGCGGCCGCGGAGCCGCCGCUGCGCUGGGAGCCGCGGUGCCGGCAGCAGCUCCGCCACCUGCGGGACGGCGGCGGGAUCGCGGCGCGGCUGCCCCCGCGCCUGGAGGGACGAUGGGUCUCCACCGGGUGUGAGGUGCGGCCGGGACCCGAGUUCCUCACCCGAUCCUACCUCUUCUACGCCAACCGCCUCUUCAAGGCCCACCAGUUCUACUACUGGGACUCCUCCUGCCGCGACCCCUCCUACUCCCUGGUCAUCAAGGGCAAGCUCCGGCUGCGCCAGGCCUCCUGGAUCACCCGCGGGGCCACCGAGGCCGACUACCACCUCCACAAGGUCGGCAUCGUGUUCCACAGCCAGAAGGCCAUGCGGGAGGUGGCCUCCCGGAUCAACCAGACGUCGGCCGUGGGCUGCGGGGGCUUCCUGCCCCCAGGGCGCAGCUGGGCACCCGGGGCCCUCUACGAACUGCUGAGCGCCAAGGGGGAGCGCGACUGCACGGCCGCCCUGGGCUUCGCCAUGCACGAGCUGAGCCUGGUGCGCGUGGAGACGCGGUUCCAGCCGCUGCCGCAGCCGCAGCAGAGCGGGAGCCGGCUGGUGGAGGAGCUGUACCUGGGGGACAUCCACACCGACUGGGGCGAGCGGCUCCACUACCGGCCCACCGGCUACCAGCGGCCCAUGCAGAGCGCCGUGCACCACGUGCAUCCCUGCCCCGCCUGUGGGAUUAUAUACAGGGCAGACGAGCACCACCCCCCCGUCCUGCCCCCCCGCGCUCCCCUCCCCAUGCGGCUCGGGGGCAGCUGGGUGAGCGCCCACUGCGAGGUCCGACCCGCCGUGCUCUUCCUCACCCGCUUCUUCACCUUCCACGGCAGCAACCACACCUGGGAAGGGUAUUACUAUCACUACUCCGACCCGCUCUGCAAACAGCCGACCUUCACCAUCUACGCGUCGGGGCAUUACACCCCAGGCGUCCCCUCCGCAAAAGUGCGGGGUGGCAUGGAGCUGGCCUUCCGAGUCACACGGGCUCGGGUGACGCCGAUGGACACGGUGACGGUGACGAUGCUGAACUCCUCAGAACCGGGGAGCUGUGGGCUGACAGGUUCCUGGAGCGUGGGGGUGGAGCAGGACAUAACCCCCACCAACGGGUGUCUGGCUCUGGGCAUCAAGCUGCCCCACACGGAGUUUGAACUCUUCAGCACGGAGCAGGACGCGCAGGAGCGCCGGCUGCUCUACAUCGGGGAGCGCCCCACCGACGGCUCCAGCCCCGACAGCCCUGACAAGCGACCCACCUCCUACCAGGCCCCCCUGGUCCAGUGCGCUGCAGCGCCGGAGGAGUUCUCUACAUACCUUAGUCUGAAAUACUUGGGAAAAAAGGAUGUUAAUGGGAAUGAAGCACUAAAACCUUUGCCUGUGGCUUUUCUAUUGUUUAUAGCACUUCUGUUUUUAAGGUGGGACUAGGUAUCUGUUCAGGUACAACACAGAAUUCAGAUAGUCUUGGUGCUAGCAUGAUUUUUGUAUCCUUCAAAUGAGCACAUCUGGAAUCAGUUUUACUCGGAUUUGGAAACGCUUUUUAAAAACACCCAACAACGGUGAGCGAAGCCAAGAAGCUCUGCCUGACCACACACUGCUUGUCCUGUGGCUUCAUUGCCUCAUCUCCCCUCUUCGGUGCCUGCAAAUCUGAUGUAGUGACACGGAUGCGCUGCACAUUGCAACAGACAAUUUAGCAAUAUGGGGGGGGGGGAACCACAUCAAUCACAAGUGCUGCUUUGAGCUUUUGGCAUUGCUAAAAUUUAAUCAAAAGCUUGAUUCAGAUGUAAUUCAACCAUCCAAAGUGUUGGCUGCCGCGUGCCUGUGAGGUUACGUUCCCUCCCGUCACACUCCUUGUUGCUGUUCUUGCAAAUUUAACGUGCGCGUCAGUCAGCAACACACACACAGUCAGCAACACACACACAGUCAGAAGUGCUCUGGAUGCAGGCACAGCUCAUCACGCCUUUCCCAGCUUGCAGACAUUUUCUGCAGUUGCUGUGCAUACACACACACACAACGAUGCAACACACAGUCCUCCAGUAAAGUAUGUACAAAAAGCAGCCCUUGCAGAGCGUUACCUGGACAGACAGUUACGCUUGGCCCCGCUGAUGAGAGAAGAUACAGUAAAAGGAUUCUGUGCACAACUGCUCCGACCUCCAGUGUUACCCACCCGCAGGCACCGCAUCCCAGCGCGUUA